Messenger RNA from Hypoxylon trugodes, 1280 nucleotides. Its product is annotated as LmbE-like protein. Gene Ontology annotation, molecular function: N-acetylglucosaminylphosphatidylinositol deacetylase activity. NCBI's taxonomy places the organism in Eukaryota, Fungi, Ascomycota, Sordariomycetes, Xylariales, Hypoxylaceae. The transcript has 2 exons. Bases 310 to 1206 code for a protein of 298 amino acids. Gene Ontology annotation, biological process: GPI anchor biosynthetic process. The record is from RefSeq and is a predicted model, not a curated record. Gene Ontology annotation, cellular component: endoplasmic reticulum.
UCAUCGCGACUCCAUCGUCACUUUUCUUUCUCUAAGCUGUCUAAUAGGUCCUUCGUUUCCUGUCGGGCAUUCUCAUACAGGGCAAAUCAUUUGCAAGGCUAGGAAUGGACAAUGGUUGAAUUCAAUUUCGAAUUUGUUUAGCCUUAGUUUCUCUCGACUUUUAUUGAAUUGACACAUGUGAACAUACCGUCCAUUCAGCUGUUCAAGAAAGGGGAGGGGUCUCGAAGACGACGAAUACCAAUUAGAUGUUCUCCUAACUACCGAAAUCCUACGAUAUACCCUCUCGCGAUAACGAACAACGAAUAAACCAUGGCACCGACAGCUCUCUCCACAUUCGCAAUUCUCGUCGUCAUCUUCCCUCUUCUCUACAUAUAUACUGCGUCAGUGGCGCAAACACGAAUGCCUACGUUGCGGGGGAAGCACAUAUGCCUGUUAAUCGCACACCCAGAUGACGAGGCUAUGUUCUUUGCACCCUCUGUAUUAGCCCUCACACGCCCUGAAUCUGGCAAUCAGCUUAAGAUCCUAUGUCUUAGUUCUGGCAAUGCAGAUGGUCUAGGAGAGACCCGCAAGAAAGAGCUUGCGAAGAGUGGCGUACUACUCGGCCUGCGCAGUGAAAACGAUGUCCUCGUUUAUGAAAGCCCUGACUUCCCCGACUCCAUGACAACAACCUGGGACGCCUCCAAAAUCUCCACUGUCCUAACCAGUGCCUUCGCACCACACCUCUCCUCCCAAAAACCGACCAACGAUUCCACCGCUCCAACCGCUACCAUCGACGUUCUCAUAACCUUCGACGCGACCGGCGUAUCCUCGCAUCCGAACCAUAUAUCCCUAUACCACGGCGCUCGCCGCUUCGUAUCUUCCCUCACAAAAGGACGUCCCGGCUGGGCCUCUCCUGUUGAUUUAUACACAUUAACAAGCGUUGGAAUACUGCGAAAGUAUAGCAGUUUCCUAGACGUUUUCGCGACUGUCGCCGCCGUAUCAUUUUCUGCUUUCGGACGAAAUACACCGAAGAAAAGCGAUAGAGGGAACCCGGGUGUAUUAGUUAGUGUGAGUACUCUAGUCGGGUCUCGAGAAAGCUACGGCGCAGCGAGAACAGCCAUGACGGAGGCACACAAGAGCCAGAUGGUUUGGUUCCGGUGGGGAUGGAUUGCAUUAAGUCGAUAUAUGUAUGUGAAUGAUCUGAGACUAGAGAAGGUCAAAUCAUGACUUUCACAAUGCUACAAAACCCAUAUUCCACAAUAAGCCGGGAUGAAAGAUCCUAUGAAUGACGUAGAACCAAA